GCCAACAUCUCGUGUCCCCUCUUUCGGAAUCGCCCAUUCCCGGUGUCAAUCAUUCGGGAAACGUGCGUCUUCUCUUGUUGCCAUUGGCCCCGCUCCGCCUAUCACCUCUUUGAACAUGGCCCUUCCCGGUGUCUUUUGUGCGCCCCGUUCUGGUCAACUUAUCUUUAUGUGCGCCCUGAACGCGCUUACUGCCCACCGUCAAGAUGCCCACGGAACUCUCACCUCUACUUGCUGUAGCUGAUAUCGCUAGGCUGCACCUCAAGGAGUAAGGAUGAGCACACAUUCAGGGGUAUUCAAAGGGGAUACGAAGAUGGAGGUGGUGUCUAUCCUCGCAAAUUGCGGGACAAAUGUGAGCAAGGCGCGAAUGGUCCUCAUCACGUACAUCCAAGCAAAGCAGCGCAAAGGGAGGUCGACAGCACACAUAGAAGAGAAGUUGGGGCAGCUUGAGAGUAGUUUCUCGAGAGAUGUUUCUCUCCACGCGGCAUUUCGCGACGCUCGCGCAAAGACAGAUAUGCCUCGCUCUCACGUCAUUCCCCUCCCACCUGAGAUUGAAAAGCGACGUUCCAUAGCCAGUCAGUCUGGUCCUUUGCAUGCGACUAGCCAUUUGGAUUCGUUUUCCUGUUCGCCUCAUUCGCCAUCUGUGCGAUGGUCUGGCACUACUUCGACAUCGCCCCCAGAAGACAGAAUUGAGCCUUUUCCCUUCAGCAAUAUUUUAACUUCUCAACACACCGCGAAAAUCCCAGCAUCUGUAGAUCCGCAUCGGCCUCCACCUCUCGACAUCAUGGAAGAGUCGCGCUCAAGUCCGCAUCCGCAGCCACUCUCUCGCAGCGCUCCUGCCGCUUCCGCCCCUAUAACAAGAGUUUUUCGCAGUCGUUCUCGUACUUCACUUCCUCCGCCGUCUCCUAUGCGCUCGAGGAUUAUACCACCCAGCCGCUUGCCACCUGCAGCUCCGUUGCCACCCAUCCCAGCUGAACCUGACCGCCACCCUACCUCCAUGACUUCGUCCGACGAAGUCGUGAACAACGUUGGCAGCGUCUUUUUGGACACCAACGAGCCUCCUUCAUACGCCGAAAGUGCCCAAUCUCAUGCAUCUAGCUCGCGUCAUAGUCUGGAGCACAGCAACGAUAGUCUCGGAUCACGUCGCGACAGCGCACUUCCACCCUACGAAGUCGUCUCCGACCCAUUCCACCGGCAGACGCUUCGAGCCUCCUCCCACUUCACGCGUGAGCACUCAGGAUCGACGUCAUCGUCUGGUAGCACUGGUGGACGUGCUCCAUAUGCGAUAAGCGAAGACCUCGAUGACGCGAUGAACGCGUUCCGCAUGCCAGUUGUGUCCAGGAGGGAGAUCAUCAGGUGUCUUGUCGGUGAGCGGGGCUACGAGCGCGAGAACUGGGGCACAGUGCUCGAGGAGUGCGGGCUCGGCGCGGAGGAGGUCGUGUAUAUGCUGAGAGAGAUGGACCGGGAAGUGGUAACUCGUGAUUGACCGUUAUUUAUUGUUUAUACUUUUCAUGUAGGUCAUGUUUAUAUGUACGCACUGAUAGGCAUUGUUGUCUGCUAAUGAAUGGUUAUCACGACGAGGCAAAAGCCCC
Messenger RNA from Coniophora puteana RWD-64-598 SS2, 1589 nucleotides. RefSeq lists its product as uncharacterized. The coding region runs from base 272 to 1483 and encodes 403 amino acids. NCBI's taxonomy places the organism in Eukaryota, Fungi, Basidiomycota, Agaricomycetes, Boletales, Coniophoraceae. The transcript is spliced from 3 exons. The record is from RefSeq and is a predicted model, not a curated record.